Molecule: messenger RNA, 1155 nt
Organism: Acanthosepion pharaonis
Lineage: Eukaryota; Metazoa; Mollusca; Cephalopoda; Sepiida; Sepiidae
Source: the annotation of a GenBank genome assembly
AUGACGCGUUUUUCUUCUCGCUCUUCAUCUCUUUCUUUUUCUCUUUCUUUUUUCUCUUUCAACUUUCUAUUUCUCUUUUUUUUAUUUCCUCUUUCUUACAUUAUUUUGGUUACAUUCGUUCUCUUUUUCUUUCUUUGCUUUUGUCCUUUUCUUUUUAUUACUUUAUUUUACAAUAUUUUUGUCUUCAUUAUUUUUUAUUCCUUCUUUGUUAACAUUCAUUCAUUUCUUUCUAAUCUAUAUCUAUAUUGCCACUUUUUCUUCACCAUUUUUAUUCCAUUUUUCUCUUUUUUUCUACAUUUUUUCUUCCUUUUUAUUUCUUUUUAUAUUUUUCUUUUUUCUUCGUUUUUCUUUUUUAUAUUCUUUUUUAUUUUUCUUCAUUUACUUCUUUUUCUAUACUUUCAUACUUUCAUCUUUUUCUUCAUUUUUUCUUCAUUUUUGUUUUCUUUUUGCACUUUUUCUAAUUUUUCUUUCCUGUCUAUUUCUUUCCUCUUUCUUCUUUUUCUAUUCUCUUACUUUUUUACAUUUUUUUGUUUGUUUCAUUUUUCUUCCUUUUCCCCUUUUAUCUCCUUUUCUUUCCUUUUUUCUUUUACAUCCUUUCUUUCUCCUUUUUUGUAUUAUAUUCCCUUUUCCUUCACUUUUCUUCUUUUUUGCUUUUUCUUUCUUUUUUCUCUUUUUAUCUUUUGCUUUCUUCUCUUUUUUUCUUCUUUUGCCUCCUUUUUCUUCCCUUUUACCUUUUCUCCCAUUUAUCUGCUUUUAUGCUUCCUUUUUUAUAGUUCACAUUCCAUUUCAUUUUUGCUUAGUACUUUCUUUUUCUUGUUCUUCGAUUUUUUCCUCCCUAUUGUGCGAUUAGUUACCCAAGUCUCAUCUUCCAGCCUCAUCAUUUGCUCGGUUAGUUUAUUCUGGUUUUCUAUCUACUCUCUCUUUCUCUCUCUCUCUCUCUUUCUCUUUCUCUCUCUUUUUCUCUUUCUCUCUCUCUCUCUCUCUCUCUCUCUCUCUCUCUCUGUGUUUGUUCUCCCCUUGUUUCUCUCUCUUUCUAUUUUUUUCUCUCUCUCAACUUCACAUAAUGUUUUUGUUACUAUUAUUCACAUAAUUGUUUUUAUAGGUGUUGUUCUUAUUUCGGAGUUAUUGCUUAUCUUGAUAUACACUGUUGGUUAA